AUGCCUUUUGAUCCAAGUAAUUCCACUGAUACCCUUCCUUUCCAAGCCCUCUUUUGUCCCUUACCUUUUUAUGAACCCUUCUCUGUCAACUUCAGUCCUUCUCUCUCAGAUAUUUCUCUGAUAUCCUCUUCGUCUCCUCCAUGUGCCUCUUCUUACCCUUUAAUAACUCAUAUCCCUCACUCUUUCUAGCUCCAUUUCAUGCCCUCUUUCUCUCUUUUCUCUCAGUGUACUCUUUCUUAAUCUGCUUUGUUGCUUCCCUUUGUUUUCUUCUUCUUUUUCAAUCCAUCAUGGAACCUCAACAACAACAGCAGCAGCAGCAAAACCAACAACAACCAAACGAUGACAAUAGCAGCGGUGCCAAAGGAAACUUUCUUUGCAGGCAAAGCAGUACUAGGUGGACUCCCACAACUGACCAAAUAAGAAUAUUGAAGGACCUUUACUACAACAGUGGAGUUAGGUCCCCAAGUGCAGAGCAGAUUCAGAGGAUAUCUGCUAGGCUUAGACAGUACGGUAAGAUUGAAGGCAAGAAUGUCUUUUAUUGGUUUCAGAACCAUAAAGCUCGUGAGAGGCAGAAGAAAAGGUUCACCACUGAUGUCCCCAUGCAACAAAGAACUGUUUCGAAUGCUUCUAGUUGGAAGCCUGAAGACUAUUCCUUCCACAACAAAUACCCCAACAUUGCUCCUGGGUUUUCUUCUGCAUCUCCAUCCUCAGCUGCUGGGCUUCCUGUUGGACAGAUGGGAAACUAUGGGUAUGGAUCUGUAACCAUGGAGAAGAGUUUUAGGGACUGCUCAAUAUCAGCUACUGCCAACGGUGGUGUUGGUGGAUCCAUGAGCCCCAACUGUGGGUGGGUUGGCAUUGAUCCCUACUGUUCAUCCUACUCUCUCUUUGACAAGCAAAAAUCAACUAAUGAAACCCUAGAAGAUGAAGAACAAGAUCAAGAUCAAGAAGAGGAAGCAACUCCAGGGAUUGAAACCCUCCCUCUCUUCCCUACCCAGAGAGAAGACAUCAAUGGCUUCUGCAACAUGAAGCACCACCCCAUCUGCUACUCCGAAAACUACUGCUAUGGCUCUGACGAUGGAAACAACGCUUCGCGUACUUCCCUCGAACUUAGCCUCAACUCUUACAGCAAUGGGCAGGCACGGGAUUCCAUCUAAUCUAAUCACCCACUUAAUACUAAUCAAAUGUCAUUGUAAUUACUAGCUUAAUUUAGGUAUUAGCAGUUAAUUAUGGGUGCUAUGUGCUAUUAAGCCUGUGGUGUUUUCUUGCUUUGGCACUUGUUUAGAACUUCAAUUAAUGCUGUUGUGAGCUUGACGUGUACUGACAGCCAAAGAACUUAGUAGUGUGAUGAUCUUACCUUAACCUUGUGGGUUUUUCUUUUU
Manihot esculenta (cassava) is the source of this 1379-nucleotide messenger RNA. RefSeq names its product protein WUSCHEL. Gene Ontology annotation, biological process: plant organ development. The record is from RefSeq and is a predicted model, not a curated record. Gene Ontology annotation, molecular function: DNA-binding transcription factor activity; DNA binding. Lineage: Eukaryota; Viridiplantae; Streptophyta; Magnoliopsida; Malpighiales; Euphorbiaceae. The transcript has 3 exons. Bases 141 to 1154 code for a protein of 337 amino acids.